AUUUGUAUAUCCUGUUCCACCUUGUCAUUUUUAUUUGGCUACAUUAUAUUAUUUCCUGUGGCGAUCAUAGUUAUCUUUAAAUUUGAAGUUCUGCGCAGUUUCCUCAGCUUUCGAAUUACAAUAUAUUUUAAAAAAUGCCGCAAGAUAUGAAUAUUUUAUGUUGUUAUUCUUGCAAAAUAUAUCAAGUACAUAUAGUGAAAAAAGCACGCAAAUGGCGGUGCAAGUUGUGUAACGCAAAGCAAUCUAUACGGCAGAUAUAUUUCCAAGGAUCUGGUAAAGAUUGUCGUCUUCACGUUCAACGUUUGAAUUAUUUGAAGGCAAAUGACACAUCACCUUCCUUACAUCCUGAGCAAGAGAACAACAGUAAUAGUUAUAACACUACAAGCACUGCUCAAGAAUCAGACACUGAUGAACCUAUUGAAAGUAAGAGGGCAAAAUAUCUAGACUCGACGAAGAAAGAAUGUCCAUCGGAUACAGAAGACUUAUCUGUUCAAAAAUCAAACAUUGAUAAACAUAUUGAAAGUAAGAGGGCAAAAUAUCUAGACUCGACGAAGAAAGAAUGUCCAUCAGAUACAGAAGAUUUAUCUUCUGAUAAUAUCCAUAAGUAUGAAGGUAUGGUAACAAAUGAGAAAUCUCCAUGUAAUGCCGUAAAUAAUGAUUCACGUAACUUCGAAGCUACUAUGGAUAGUAUAGAUGAAUGUAAUUCAUCUACAGGAAGUAAAGUUGCUUAUGAAACAGAAGUGUUACGUUUUACAAGUUUUAAUUACAAUCGGAAAAUCGAAGAUAAAUGCAAUUCGCAAGAUAACGUUAAAUCAAACAGGGAUUAUGAUAUUGUUAACAACUUAUUUGAAACUUAUAGUGAGUUAGAUGACCCUAUUGAUAUUUAAAUUUUGUUGAAUUAUCGAUAGAGAUGUUUCUGUAUAAAUUUAAAAAAAACCGGUAGAAAC
Messenger RNA from Wasmannia auropunctata (little fire ant), 947 nucleotides. Its product is annotated as UPF0544 protein C5orf45 homolog. Gene Ontology annotation, molecular function: chromatin binding. Gene Ontology annotation, biological process: mitotic G2 DNA damage checkpoint signaling. Gene Ontology annotation, cellular component: nucleus. Bases 135 to 887 code for a protein of 250 amino acids. NCBI's taxonomy places the organism in Eukaryota, Metazoa, Arthropoda, Insecta, Hymenoptera, Formicidae. The record is from RefSeq and is a predicted model, not a curated record. The transcript has 3 exons.